CUCCUUUCAAGAUCUGUGCUGCCAGGCCGUCGCCGAUCGACUUCAACGGCGCCGAUCAGUGAUCCCAUGCCCCACGAGUGCACUCUCUGGCCUUGAUUUCUGCAAUCGGCAUCUCGGGGCUCACUUCUCGGAAAAAGCGACACAGAUCUGCUGCUCCCCUCCGUCCUGAAGUGCAGCAGAAAGGAUAUUGCACAAACCGUCGGAGAGACGAUGGGCUACUCUCUGGAAGCCGGACUUGUAUUUCACCGGUUUCUGACACGAGUGCUUUCUACGUUUCAUUAGCAUUGCCAGGUUCUAAUCCAGAUUACUUCUCGUAGCAAUUCGUAUAUCUGAUAGAAAUGCCGAGGUGGACUAUCUGCUGUGUUUGAGUUUCAGUUCUCGGAUUGCAUCAAUGGCUUGUGGGGUGAUGAGCGCGGUGUUCUGCCUGGAACCGGCACCGGCACCGGCAUCGUGGCAUGUGCCCUCGUUUAUGAAGUCUGGCACCACUGUGGAGGCUGAGAGUUGCACUGGUAUUGCGAUGGCGUCAAUGCUUCUCACCAGUCCGUCUUUCUCCAUGGCAUUCAUGUACGGUACCCUCAAGCAGGGCUUUUCCAACCACUGGCUGAUGGAGAAUGUGAUUGGAGAGGGUCACGCGCACGUCAUCGGUGUUGCGAAAACAAAGCAUCGACAUCCUCUUGUUUGCGGGCCGUUUCAAGUGCCGUUCCUGCUGCACAUGCCAAAUUCUGGUCACCAAGUGAAGGGAGAGGUGUAUGCUCUUGAUCAACUUGCCGUGGAAUUGCUGGACAACUUAGAACGCGUGAGCAAAGGGCACUGUAUGCGCCGGCCUCUUGUUUUAACUGGCCUUCGAUCCCUGGAAGUCGAUUGCGCACCGUCGAGUGAAGUCCUCUCUGAAGCUUACUUUGCCCACUUGGCAUUGCAGCUCGGAUUGUCGAGGGCACCCCACUUAGAAGCCUACACGAAAAAGGAGACAGUCAACUACGUCUAUAGGGAAGACAGACCUAAGGAUCGAACUUUUCUGGAGCAUGUGAACCAUUUGAUUGAAUGCCACGGCCUUGUACCUUCCACGUACGAGUAGUCCAGUCCGCUUAGAGCAGUUGGGUUGCUUCCUGCAGAGCUAACAAAGAGCCAACUCUAUCAACGAUGCUAGCUUCACCGGGUGAGAGGUUACCGUUUCACACACUACGGUCCUCUUUGUACAACUCCGGCGAAGCAAACGAUGGAGCUUCACCGGCUUGGUUUCACUCAUCUCCAGCCGCGGUAGUCUGCGACAUUCACGUCCUGAUGCUGGUUCUGAUUCUGCCUUACCGAUGAACACAAGGCUUCGAACUGCAUUGGACACCGUAAAGUUCAGCAGCUGAAUUGAAUUUUACACUCAAAUGGGUAGCUAUAGAGAUGCCCUUGUGAUUUGUGCCCAUGUGAAACAGGGCACAUGAAUCAUGACCAAAGAAAUAUGUUCAUUGGAUAGACGCUCCUGACACUAAGUAACUAUUGAAUUUUAACACAUUCCCUCACGGAAACACCCAACAGUAAUACAGAAUGUGACUACUAUUGCUCGGCAAAUGCUCUUGAUUGAUUUAUACAGAAACCGCCUACCAGUCACAGCAGUCACCACCUUCCAGUAUCAGCUACACUCUAUGCUAGCGGGAUUUCAAGCUCAAUGUAAAGAAGGAUUUCUCUAAACUGUACAUUAGCUUAUAUACUGGUAGUUAUGAUUUACAUUAAUGUAUAGGAAGUCAAAUGAAUGUAUUCAUCCAACACUCUCACUCUUUCAUUUUUACUUUCUACAA
Messenger RNA from Physcomitrium patens, 1787 nucleotides. Its product is annotated as putative gamma-glutamylcyclotransferase At3g02910. Gene Ontology annotation, cellular component: cytosol. NCBI's taxonomy places the organism in Eukaryota, Viridiplantae, Streptophyta, Bryopsida, Funariales, Funariaceae. The record is from RefSeq and is a predicted model, not a curated record. Gene Ontology annotation, molecular function: gamma-glutamylaminecyclotransferase activity.